This is a messenger RNA of Scatophagus argus, 987 nucleotides long. Its product is annotated as olfactory receptor 1M1-like. Gene Ontology annotation, biological process: G protein-coupled receptor signaling pathway. Gene Ontology annotation, cellular component: membrane. NCBI's taxonomy places the organism in Eukaryota, Metazoa, Chordata, Actinopteri, Scatophagidae. The record is from RefSeq and is a predicted model, not a curated record. Gene Ontology annotation, molecular function: olfactory receptor activity; G protein-coupled receptor activity. The transcript has a single exon. The coding region runs from base 16 to 987 and encodes 323 amino acids.
CUGUGGACUACCGCUAUGUCUUUUCUCAGGGCUGCUUUAAACAACACUCUCAUCAUUCAUCCUCCAGGCUUCUAUAUCAUCGGAUUUGAGACAUUUCCCUACAUCAGCAUCUAUUUUGUCUUUCUAACAUUUGUCUAUGUGGUUACAGUGCUGUUCAAUAGUUUGGUGAUCUAUGUAAUUGCCUUUAAUCAUUGUUUACACACUCCAAAAUUUCUGGCUGUGGUCAAUCUUGCAGUAAUCGAUAUCAUCCUGAACACAUGCACUAUUCCCAGCAUGAUAAAGAUAUUUCUCAUUCGAGAUAAUUUCAUUCCAUUCAAUUUGUGUUUGGUACAAAUGUUUAUCUACUAUGCUUUUGGGACUUUGGAGUCAUAUGCACUGGCUAUUCUUGCUUAUGACAGGUUGAUUGCAAUAUGUUUCCCUCUGCGUCAGAACUCAAUCAACACACUGCAGAGCAUGUCUUGUAUUGUAGGCCUGACUUGGUCUUUUUCUCUUGGAAUAAUUGCAUUUGCAGUAGGUAUAAUGACUCGACUGUCUUUUUGCAAUUCUGUCAGUGUGUUCAGUUAUUUCUGUGACUACGCACCCGUGUUUAGACUCGCCUGUAACGAUUACACACUGCAGUGGUCUGUGGCCUCUUUGCUUACUUUCCUGCUCCUUGUUGGCCCCUUUACUUUUAUUCUUCUGUCUUAUGUCAGCAUCCUGGUGACUGUGUUCAGGAUGAAAUCUUUAGACAGUCGGAUGAAAGCUUUGGCCACUUGUGUCGAGCAUCUCAUUCUUGUUGCUGUGUUCUACAUUCCUCUCUUGACCAUUUUCAUUAUUGGAUUUUACCUGGGAGUCAUUGAUCCGGACCAGCGUGUGCUGAGCCUGUCACUGGCCUCUUGCCUCCCGCCCUGCAUCAAUCCUAUUGUAUAUUCUUUGAAAACCAAAGAGAUCAAAACAAGAGCUGUGGCACUGGUAAGAAAAAAUAAAAUUUUCAUAGAUCAGCAUUAA